Molecule: messenger RNA, 1740 nt
Organism: Selaginella moellendorffii
Lineage: Eukaryota; Viridiplantae; Streptophyta; Lycopodiopsida; Selaginellales; Selaginellaceae
Product: pentatricopeptide repeat-containing protein At4g02750-like
Exons: 1
Coding region: 1-1740 (579 amino acids)
Molecular function (GO): protein binding
Source: RefSeq, a predicted model, not a curated record
AUGAGGGUGGAGAAGCUGACCGCGGCGCUCAACAAUCUCAGCCUCAAGGCCGACACCGCGACCUACGCAUCGCUGCUCCGCCAAUGCCGCGACUCGCAAGCGCUUAUCGAAGGCAAGAUGGCACACACGCACAUCGCCAAGAACGGGUACGGGAACGACACCUACAUCGCCAAUCUCUUGAUCGAGAUGUACGGUGCGUGCCGCCGGCUGGAUCUGGCGGGCUCCGUGUUCGACGGCAUGAUCCACCGCAAUGUCUACACCUGGAACAUCAUGUUUGCAGCAAAUGCCCAAAACGGGCAUUUGCAUCGAGCGAAAUGGCUGUUUGACACGAUGCCGGAGAGAGACUCUGUCUCGUGGAGUGCAGUCUUACACAUGUACGAGCAGAACUUUUGCAUGGCCGAAACGCUCCGAGUGUUUCAGAUGAUCCCUCGGCCUGAUGUUAUUGCUUGGACUGUUUUGAUUGCAGCAUUUGCCAAAAAGGGGCAUUUGCUGGAGGCUCAGAGGCUGUUUGACGAGCUUGAUUGUCCAAACACCGUCACCUGGAACGUGAUGAUCCAGGCGUACGCACAAAGAGGAGACCUCGACCGCGCAAGCGAGCUUGUCACCCGGAUGCCGUCUCCGGAUGUUGUAUCCUGGACUGCCAUCGUAACUGCAAAUGCCUACCACGGCAAUCUCUCCCGAGCGCGUCGUCUCUUCGAUGCAAUGCCGCAGCAAAGCAUCGUUUCUUGGAACGCAAUUGUGCAAUCACACGCACUCCACGGAGAGAUGGAAGAAGCGCACAAUCUCUUCGACGAGAUGCCAAGGCGGAACGUAGUGUCCUGGACGAGCAUGGUCGCAUCGUAUGCCAAAAACGGGUAUUUGCAUGACGCGAGGAGCAUGUUUGAUUUGAUGCCGGAGCAGGACACUGCGUCUUGGAACGCAAUCUUAGACGCUUACGGCGAUUGCGGUGAUGUUGCGGAGGCUAAGAAGAUCUUCGUUUCCGCCCCGGAGAGAAACGUCGUGUCGUGGACGGCGCUCAUCAAAGCAUUUGCUGCGAGUUUGGAUCCAGAGGACGCUGCGACAGCUCUGCAACUCCCCGUGAUCAUGGAUCUCGAGGGUGUUGCACCGGACGAAGUGACAUUCAUCGCGGCAAUCGAUGCGUGCGCCGGGCUCGCAGCGCUGGCCGAGGGGCGGCGAUUCCACGCUGCGAUCCGGGACGAGGAGCUGGAGGAGCACUUCAUAGUCGGGACCUCGAUCGUCGGGAUGUACGGGAAGUGUGGUCGAGUGGAAGAGGCGCGCGCGGUGUUUGAUCGGAUGCCCGUGAGGAACGACGCGGCCUGGAACUCGAUCAUGCUCGCGUAUGCGCAGAACGAUCGCCCAUCCAUCUCGAUCGACCUCUUCCUCGCGAUGCUGCUGGAUGGAACGAAACCGGAUGGGAUCACCAUGGUGACUGUUCUCUUUGCGUGCAGCCACGCCGGUCUGAUCGAUCCGGCGCGGGUGUUUUUCCUGGCGCUCGCGGCCGGGGAGUUCUCGGGCUUGGAUCAUCCAUGCCUUGAUCACUACGUUUGCAUGGUGGAUUUGUUCGCUAGAGCUGGAGAGAUCAAGCGUGCUUGGGAGAUAUUUGGGUGUAUGCCGUUCGAGCCGGACGAGUUGGCCUGGACUACAGUGGCGAGCGCCGUCAAGAGGAACGCGGGUGUCAACACGAGCGAGAUUUUUCCAUCCUCGAUCUUCAAACGAGCUAAGGCACUGAGAACUUCCUGA